GGCCGUCUGGAUUCCAGAGAGGAGGCCUCUCCCUGCUAUUGAGGUUUUACGCCGUUUUCUUGCUGUUUCACACUUGCGUUGACGUUGGUUUGAACCACUCUCCUUGUCAGCCAUCUCCAUCGCUUCAUUUCUCCCUCCCUUGGCAUCUUGUACUGCUUGUGUGUGUGUGUGUGUGUGUGUGUGAGAGAGAGAGAGAGAGAGAGAGAGAGAGGGCUGGUGGGGUUUCCGAGGCCAGGCGACGACGGAGGUGCGUCACGGGCUGGAGUGACGGUGAGCGAAUCUGAGGGAGAAGGAAAAGCAGGAGAAGAAGGAGAAAGCGAGGGAACAGGGGGGCCGGGAGGGAAAGGACGAGGAGGAGGUGCAAAAGGGAGGGGAGGAGGAAGAGCUGAACGAGAACUGACAAAGGUGGCAAGGAAGGCGAAGUGGGAGGAAGGGGGGAGGAAGAAGGGAAAGGGGAGGGGUAAAGUGUGGAAGGGAGAAACGAGAGGAGGAGAACGAGGAUCAAGAGGAAGGGGAGGAGGAGAACGCGGAGCAAAAGUAGGUGGAGGAGGAGAACGAGGUGCAAGAGGAGCAGGAGGAGGAUCCUGUUCUCUAUCCCAUUCCAGAACUGUCUCAUCAUCAUUUCAUCAUAUAUUCGUCGCUGUGGGUUGUGGUUGGCUGUGACUGUGACGGAGAGCGAGGUAGCGGCAUAUGACUUGCCACCGAUCAACAUUAUUCACGCAUGAUUGCCUACGGGAGUUGGCCGUCUUUUCGGGUGAGAGGCGGCGGUGACUGCCCAGGAGUGGCAGGAAGAGGCGAAGUAGAAAGGGAGAGGGAGGGGAAGAAGGCGGGAGGAGCUAAGGCGGUCGGAGGCAUGCAGCGUCCGGUCAACAGUCUUCAUCGCCAACCUUUAGUCGAAAAAGAAGAAGCGAAGUACCUCCUUUCUGUCAGUCCUGUCCUCUGAGGUUGAAAAGGAGGACGGGAGUGGGAGGGGGAGGGAAGAGAAGGAAGGGCUGGUCGUCGUCGGUUUACCUUCCGCUUUGAAGGGAGAGGGAGGGGUUGAGGAGGGGCGCUGGACUGGGUCGUUAGCUCCCCUUUGCGCGAGAGGUGGAGAACGAAGAGGAGGGGUUUUGUGGCUGGCUCUCUUCGCGCGAGGGGAGCAGAAACAGUAGGAGGUUUUGGUCGUUAGCUACCCCUGCUUGUUGCAGGUGUGUUCGUGUUUUGACCCCGUAGACAUCUCCAGCGGGACGAAGCCGAAGAGUGGGCGCCGGGCUUUCAGCCCAUUGCGCGCGCACACUAUAGCAUGGAUGCGAAGAUUCAGAGCAGUCCACGACCUCAGCAGGGGCCGAGGCCAUCGUGCGGCCGACGAGUGGUUGCAGGCAAACGGCAGCUAUCGGACGACAGCAAGAAUUCCGUCAGGAAACUUCUUAAGAGGGAGAUUAGUCGCAGUGGGAACUGGUCAUUUAACAGAACAAGCUCGCAAGAGAAAUUUCGAAAUUUCCGUCUCCAGGAGGAAUUUGACACACACGACCCGAAAGCACACCAGUUCUUGAAGCUGCCGUUCUUGAAGAAAAGGUCGCGAAUUGUGGAAAUCGUAGCUGCUCGCGAUAUAGUAUUUGCUCUUGCUCAUUCUGGAGUAUGCGCUGCUUUUAGCAGAGAGACCAAUAGACGGAUAUGCUUCUUGAAUAUCAGUCCAGAUGAAGUUAUUCGGUCCCUUUUCUACAACAAGAAUAACGACUCCCUCAUCACAGUUUCUGUAUAUGCUAGCGACAACUACAGCUCUCUCAAAUGCCGAACUACUCCCAUUGAAUAUAUCAGAAGGGGCCAGCCUGAUGCAGGGUUUCCACUCUUUGAGUCAGAAUCUUUGCGGUGGCCUGGUUUUGUAGAAUUCGAUGAUGUCAAUGGAAAGGUUCUCACGUACUCGGCGCAGGACAGGAUCUACAAGGUGUUCGACUUGAAGAACUACAAUCAGUUGUAUUCAAUAUGCGACAAGACAGUGCAGGAAAUCAAGAUAAGUCCUGGAAUCAUGCUGCUCAUCUUUGACAGGGCGCAGAGUCAUGUGCCUCUGAAGAUCUUGUCCAUAGAAGAUGGGCAAGUACUGAAGGCCUUCAACCAUUUGCUGCAUCGAAACAAGAAGGUUGACUUCAUUGAACAGUUCAAUGAGAAGCUUCUAGUGAAACAAGAGAACUCCAAUCUGCAAAUUCUUGAUGUGAGGAAUUCGCAGUUGACAGAAGUGAGCAAGACAGAGUUCAUGACCCCGUCAGCAUUUAUAUUCCUGUAUGAGAAUCAGCUCUUCCUCACGUUCCGGAACCGGACGGUGGCAGUCUGGAACUUCAGAGGGGAACUUGUCACAAGCUUUGAGGACCAUCUUCUCUGGUAUCCGGACUGCAACACGAACAACAUAUAUAUCACCAGCGACCAAGACUUGAUCAUCUCGUAUUGUAAAGCGAAUCCUCAUCAGGGAAAUUCUUCAGGGGGUUCGAUUAACAUCUCCAACAUCUUGACUGGGAAGUGCCUUGCUAAGAUACGAGCAGACGAUGAGAAUGUUAGAUGCGGAGGGUCGACAAAAAGAAGCAGCGUCGCCCAGGUAGCGGAAACCCUGGAGGACGUAACGGCGUUGUUCUAUGAUGAAGAGAGAAACGAGAUCUAUACAGGCAAUAAGCAGGGCCUGGUACAUGUGUGGUCGAAUUAGGCGAAAACAAGGCAGAGCAUUGGCAGGCUAGAUCCAUCCUCGUCUGAAACGAAAUGAAGGGGUAGUGGUGCAGGUAAUUCGUUGAGAUCAAAGUCUCUUUGAUGCUCUCUUUCAUGGCCACCACGUGGCAGCUGGGAGGGAGACAGGGAAGUGUGAGGGGAAGUUCGGAGGAUGGAGACGAGCACUUGUAGGAUAGCUUUGAAAGUUGGAGUUAGUGGGGUCUGGGGAAUUUGACGUCACGCAAGAGUGUUAGGUUUGCUCGAGGACACAGGAAUGAGCUGCAGCAUUCAGAGGGCAAAGUGUUUAGGAGAAGUAUGUGGGGUGGCCAAGGAGUCCUGCAGGCAAGAGUGCCAUGGAUGGAGGAGGAAAACUGGGACGGUGGGAGUUGGAGAGCCUGGUACAGCAGUGCAACCAGGACUUAUUCACAUUCAUGUUCCGCUGGGGCAUGUGACGAGCCAUGAUAAUGCCUGCAUCUGAAGGUUUUUGUUUCUGUUGCUUCCGGGCAUAUCACCAGUUAAAUAACUCAGCUUCGAGAUGCAUGCUAUGUCGGGAACGGUCAAGUUGGUGUACCUUAGAAAGAGCAGAACCUUUGUGAUAUUUGUUUGUAGAGACAUUGAAAGAGAGACCUAUUUUAAGGGGACAAAUGGGAAAAAAAUCUGAUUUCUUUUGGUCCGCUUGUCAGCAAAUUUUUCUAAUGCGACCGAUGUACACAAAGCUUCUACUGUCCACUCUCCCCCCCCUCCCUCCCUCAUGCUUCACUCCCAUUCAUUUCAUCGCAAGGUUGUCUUUUUCAGCCUUUGCCUUUCAUCUCCUUAGUAUUGAAUGGGUUAGGGAAUGCCUUUUCAUUUCCGUAGAACAGGUGUAUUAUCUUCUUUGUGUGUGUGUGUGUGUGUGUGUGUGUGUGGGUGGGUGGGGGUGGGUGUGCGUGUGUGUGUGUGUGUGUGUGUGUGUGUGUGUGUGUGUAGGUGUGGGUGGGUGUGCGUGUGUGUGUGUGUGUGUGUGUGUGUGUGUGUGUGUGUGUGUGUGUGCGCGCGCGUGUGUGUCGCACGUACACGUCCGUGUGUGUGUGUCGCAGUGCUGGAUAUCCUGGAUCUGCUGCAAACGGGUUUUAGAAUUGGAAUGUUGACGACCCCAACCCUCUCGGGAUGAAUGCCCAUAUGGAGUAGAAGUUGCCUGUGGUUACUUCGAUGUUUCGAAUCUGCGUCCUUUCUGUUGCUGAGGAUGUAGUGAGAGCCCGCCCAUAUGGAGAUGUGUGCACAGGUUUCUGUCAGGAAUGAUGUGGUGGGCUAGAGGCCCACAGCGAGUGCCACCUCAAUUUCAAUUUAGCAGAGCCUUCUGUGAUGGGGUUGUUUCAGUCUUUUCGCUAGCAGAUGCUGUAGUCCAUCUCCAGUCACUGUUUCGCGGACAAGCCACUGUACUAUGUGCAGUGCAUCUCUUUGUUAGGCGGUCACAGAUUGACGUGUUGAAUGAUAUGCUUUGUUUGGUACGGACGUAUGGCAUGUGUGGUUGGUUAGUCUAUGCCACUUACAUUGUAAUGCGAGGAGGCGAAGAAGUGAGUGAUUAAACUGAUGCUCGAUUUCUUGUCCGAUUCUAAAACUCUCUGACUGAUUCUUGCUCGCUUGCGACAAAGAAGUGAUUAUCGGAUGCCGUGUUUUUUGUCUCUGCUUCUGAAAACUCUCUGUUUCAUGACAAGUUUCGGUGAUUCCAAACUUGUUUCAGCUCUAUGAGAUAGAGAUCCACCUCCACACCUUCGUCACCUUGUUCUCCUUCUUUUUCCAUCAUGAACAAAAAGUAGACUUCGGC
This is a messenger RNA of Chara braunii, 4474 nucleotides long. NCBI's taxonomy places the organism in Eukaryota, Viridiplantae, Streptophyta, Charophyceae, Charales, Characeae. The record is from the annotation of a GenBank genome assembly.